AAUUACAUGUCUUGAGCGAGCCGAGCAGGCUGUGCUGCCGCCCGCCGCCGGUUGCCCCGCCGCGGCCGCCCUGCUCGCAGCGCCCCUCUGAUCCAUGGCUGUCUGUCUGUACUUGUUACGGAGUAACAUCCUCCUCCUCCUCUUUGGGAGCCGCGGCAACUUCCCCUCAGCCAGCCUCCUUCUCUGCUUGAGGACUGCAAAGGCAUGGGAUAGACCCAGAGCCACUUCUCUCUGUCUCCCCUACAGUCCUCGCUCCAUUCCCCUCCUUUAAAUUAAAGUCUGUUCCUCGCUCCUCGUCGUUUUAGAGAUUUGUCAGUCUGCUGUUUCCCCUGAUUUUAUUUUCCCUGCCUGGGGCAAGGGCUCGUAGGGGCCAGUGGGUUUAUUUUAGGGAGAAGGCAUUCCACCCUCUCCCUCCCCCCGUUUCUCCUUCCUUGUCGGCCGUGACUUGAUUUCCCUGCUGCUCUCGGCUCCCACCCUUCGAACUCACACCGUCCUGCGCUCGAGUGACGCACAGACACCCCCAGCCCACAGCCCAGACGUCCCCUCCCUUGCUGCCACCCUGACCCGUCUGGGAGCUGGACCAGGUGCCGACUUCUUCGCAGAGGGAUAUAUGUUGGGUAAAGGAGGAAAACGGAAGUUUGAUGAGCAUGAAGAUGGGCUGGAAGGCAAAAUCGUGUCUGCCUCUGACGGUCCAUCCAAGGUGUCUUACACCUUACAGCGCCAGACUAUCUUCAACAUUUCCCUUAUGAAACUCUAUAACCACAGGCCCCUGACAGAGCCCAGCUUGCAAAAGACCGUUUUAAUUAACAACAUGUUGAGGCGGAUUCAGGAGGAACUCAAACAGGAAGGCAGCUUGAGGCCCACAUUCACCCCCUCUUCCCAGCCUGCUGAGGGGCUGAGUGACAGCUACCGAGAGGCCCCACCCGCCUUCAGUCACCUUGGGUCCCCUUCUGCCCACCCCUGUGACCUCGGAAGCACUACGCCCCUGGAGGCCUGCCUCACCCCAGCCUCCCUGCUCGAGGAUGACGAUGACACUUUUUGCACUUCCCAGACCGUGCAGCCCACGGCUCCUACCAAACUCUCACCUCCAGCCCUCCCGGCAGAAAAGGACAGCUUCUCCUCCGCCUUGGACGAGAUAGAGGAGCUCUGUCCCACAUCUACCUCCACAGAGGCUGCAGCGGCAGUGACUGACAGCUCGAAAGGGUCCUCCAGUGAGUCCAGCUUCCAGAAACCCGAGGGGCCCCAAGAGAGCCGCACAGAGGAUGCAAAACUGAUAGACUCUCUGCCUGGGAACUUCGAAAUAACCACACCCACGGGUUUCCUGACAGACUUGACCCUGGAUGACAUCCUAUUUGCCGACAUUGAUACGUCCAUGUAUGAUUUUGACCCCUGCACAUCCUCAUCAGGAGCAGCCUCAAAAAUGGCCCCUGUGUCAGCCGACGACCUCCUCAAAACUCUGGCUCCUUAUAGCAGUCAGCCUGUCACCCCGAGUCAGCCUUUCAAAAUGGACCUCACAGAGCUGGACCACAUCAUGGAGGUGCUUGUUGGGUCCUAAGACCCAGGGAUCCUGGAGUAUUCCCACAACCCUGACAGUUCUCCGCACUGUGCAUGCACCCUUGCUUGCCUUUUUCAGAGAAACAGAAAAUUUUACAAAAGGAUCACACUAGUUUUUGCUUUGAGCAGAGUUGGAGUGCCUUCAUCCAAGUACGACCACUUUUAAUAUGCUUUUUUGAGUGGUUCCUCAGAAACCUACUACCCUGGUAUAGGAAAGAAUAUAUUUGAAGACAAUGUUGCUAUGUUGAAUGACAAAAAUAAACAGUUCAAGUGAAGCACAAGGAUUAAGUUGGAAAAGCUGUACAUUGCAUGUGCAUAUUUGUCUAUUUUUUCUAUAAGUUUUAUUGCAAGAGGUAAAGAAAAAAAUAUAUAUAUAUUAUUUAGAUAAUCUCAGUACCUUUUUUGGCAUUUUCGCCCUGUAUAGGUUGACUUGGCAAUUCAGCCUUUUUAGAGGCAUUAACUACUCCUCGUAAGUGUUGCAUUUACAUGGCUGUUUAGAAAACUGCUGCCCAAAUUUAUUUUAUAUUUUUGUACAGAUUCUGCAGUUUAUGAUAUUGUUUUUCUAAAAACAAAUGCUGUUUAUACAUAUGAGAUAGCUAUUUUGAUAGGAUUUGCUCACAUAGUUCCUGCAAACUUCAGAUGUACAAGUUGCACUUGUACUUUUAUAUAGAGUUGUGAUGUUUUAUAUGUGUAUGGUGCAAGAAAAAAUUGGAUCAAAUCAAUCUGCAGUUGAUAUCCCCAAAUGCAAACACACACAGGCACACACAGCCACACAUACAUAUACACACACAGCGCUUUAAGAAAGGGCCAGGUGAUAAUCACACCCAAAUUUCACAAGCACUGACCCCUGGCACAAACACCUGCCAGUACUGUGACUUCCAAAGCCAGAGCCGCGUCUGCUCAUCAAACUUGCAUUAAGCAGUUGGCAGAGAAGGCCUCAGAGCUUGGGGUUUAAGUGAUGGUUCUCUCUAACUCCCUUUUUUUUUGAGGGGAAGGCUACCAGUCUUACUUUAAGUGUAUUUAUGCCAAGUUUGCGCUUUUAAUUGUUCUUAAUUUCUAAAUGGAAAUCCAAAUAUUUCCUUUUUGGCAUAAUUUUUACAAUGAUCUGAAAUUUUAUUUACAUCUGAACAAAAUUUUGUAAUAAGCAACCAACCUCUUCAUGGAACUAAGCCCCUAGUGCAAUGCUCAGGGCUCUUAAAGAAGAAAAUCUCCCCAGAAGGCAUCCAUCAUGUUGCUAAAUUGUCUUUUGCAGCUUCCUUUCCCUAGAGCUUUUGUUCACUCUGUUGCUAAGUGCUGAAAAUGGCAUCUCUGUGAUCACCACAGUGAGCUCUGCUCACCUCGGCGUGCCCGGGAUGCACUCUUACGACAUCCCUGACUCUUGAACCUGGAGUUCCUCACCUUCUGUGACAGCUUGUCAUCUGGUUGCUUUCUUAAAUCGACUGCUUUAACUACACUUUACCCCCAAACACAGGACUUUCUAUGCAUGUUUCCCCUCCUUCCCCCGCCUCCCACUCCCAAGACACACUUGAGAAGUAACUAGCUUUUUAUUCCUAACUGUGUACAUUUAUUUUAAAACGUUUGCAGUGUAUCAUGCUUACUGCUGAAAUUGUUUAUGGCCUUUUCGUUUCAGUUUUUUCUUUCUUCCAAUGGUACUUUAGCUGUUGAGUGCAGGUUACAACCUAUAUUGUUAUGCAGAUGGCUUCUCUAGGAAUAACUUUUAUAUUUAUUUAAAAUUUUUAAAUUAUGGGAUUUUUGUUGUUGUUCUUGUUGUUGUCUUUGUUGUUGGUCAUUUGUCACUAUUCAGUCACCAAUUCUGCUCACGUCUUGCCAUGGAUAAAAUUGGGUCUUUCUGGCUAAUUAAAAAAGACAACUUUAUAAAAAUGGCACUUUAAACAAGCCAUAGAUAGUCUUAUUUUUGUAAUGCACAUGGCAAAAGCAAAUACGUUUGUGAUGAAGGAACUGCUCGUCAAAGCAAAAGGUUCUUGUAUGAUAUGAUAAAAAUCUUUCUACAUUCUGAUUUACUUUUUUACCCCACUUGAAUGUGUUUUAAUGGCUAAUUAUCAACUCAGUAGAGCACUGAGAAACUGAUCAAAUUGUGCUUGUUCUCCUACAAGCAACCUCCACACAGACACUUCUGACCGCCACAGAUGUGUUGUUUGCCUUUGAUAGGACCAGGGACCAUAUAAUUAAGGUGAGGGUUGUUGUAGAUGCUUCCAGUGUCACUGUGCCUGUCCAUAUUAAGAGCUUCCCUUUCUUGUAGGAACAAGUCUGCCCGGACUCUAUGCUUUUUAUAACUGGAGUACCCAGAGAAUCACCACAUGCUGCACACGUCUACAUACGUACGCAUAUACAAUGGUGUUGAUUAUUCCGAACAAUAACCGAGUAAAGCAGUUGAUUUGCCAUUGUGGAAACCGAUUUACAGUAACUUAGAACAACUGUACUUUCGUUGGAUUAGCAAAUCCUGUGUGUUUAAACAAAUCCCAUAUGUUGGGCAACAGUUCAAAUGCGCACAGAGAAGUGUUGCCCAAACUUGGUUCUCUGACUCCCAUGUAUUUGUAAGGCUGGGCUUCAAAAUCAAAACAAAAAUUCUCAACAACAGCAGGCAAAUGCUUUUUAACUCUGAUACCCUUGCUAUAAAUUCUUGAUUCAGAGUCUAACGAGAAAGACAUGGAAAAUGAGUGGCCCAUUUUCAGAAAGAACAAAACCAUCAAGGGGUCAGAUUGUCUUUGUGCCCUGUUCUUACAAAGUAAUGUCCCAACAAAGAAGCGUAGGAGCCAGAGUGGGAUCUCCAAGUCCCAGUUUGAGUAUGGGGUGUGCUUCCAGAUGCCACCUGGCCGCGGUGCCUUCUCCUCUGUAAAAGACAUUGCGUGGCAUCUAAAGCCAGGUGGGCAGCUUGAGGUGCCUUUAUGAGAAAGACAUGCUGGGGGCUGGCGCUGGGUGAGGACAAUUAUUGACAGUGAUGUGCAAUGAAGUGACAAGAUGAGAGCAGAAUCAUAAGAGCUUUGAAUUUGAAGUGAUUUUUCCCCCAUAAGUUAUUUAUUCCUUUUUUUCUGUGUAAAUAUAUUUAUUUUACUGUGGAGCUCUAACAACAUCUGGAUCGUAACAUGUGCAGAAUGUAUGGUAGGAAUGUAUUCUCUUGUAGGAAUGUAAAUCUGUAUUUAAAGGGGGUCCACACCAGGACCCCUGGUCUUCUCACCGUAUGCACAGUCCACAUUCAUUUUUACUCUCUUCUCUAAUAUGGGUCUAUUUGAAAUAUGCAAAAGGUAUGGAUGAGCAAUGUUUUAAUACCUCCAAAUUUUUAAGAAAACCAAUCAUCAAAGGGUUGAUAUUUUUAAAAGUCUUUUUAGUAGCACUUUUUCUGGAUGACAGAAGGGGCAACCACACGGGCACCCUCAUUCAUACUAAAGGGUGAGAAAUGGCCCAAGCCUCCUCUGCACCUCUGGAGUGUCUUUUAUCAAUUUGAGCUUUUUAUCGCCAUAGCCCUUUGGAUUGCCCCAAUGGCCCUAAGGUCAAUCAAGGUACAUGUAUUAACUAAAUAAGCUCCAGAAAGCCAAAGUAUCAACUUACAGAUCAUUUUUAAAGCUUAAAUUUAUUAACCACCUUUGUGGUAAACAAUGAAUUAUGAAUACCACAGGGAGGCCUUCUUAAAUGACAGAUGUUAAAAAAAAAAGAGAGAGAGACUCUACUUUGUGCAGCGAUUCUUACUCUAUAUGAAUUGUCUUAAUUUGAAAACCUUGCUAUUACAAAUUGGAUCUUUAUACAUUUCUGAAAAUAUUGAAAAGAGUAUGUUUAACCUGUUCUGGCUGUAAAUGGUUAACUUCCUGUAACUGCCCUGCACUUGGAGGCAUAGAGUUGUGUGCGUCCUGCUUAUGUACAAUUGUUUUCAAUGUUUCUAAGAGCGAAUCUGAAUGGUUCUUGAAAAUUAGCCAGGAUCAAAUGCUAUUGCAGACAAAGCCAGUAAAAAAUGUUGGACUUCUUUUGGGGAUUAGAAGUUUGGAAGAGAAGUGCAGACCAUAUGUUUGAACGACCGAGAUUUUUGAAAAAGAUGUACAUAGUACCGUGUCUGGUGCAUGGUUUUUAAGGAGGGCUUUUUGUCAGAAAGGAGGUAUAACCUUUUCCCCACAGACCUGAGAGCUGUGCCUUUUCUAUGCAAUAUUACAGACGUUACAUCGGAACCCAGAUGGCUGUAUUCACAUGUAGGUUUGGGCUGUAAUCUAAACAAUUGGACAGAUUAAAUGUACAUGGAAAUGAGCAGUCUUACUUUUGUAGUUUUAUAUUAUACAAUAAACAGUUAAAAGAUGA
Molecule: messenger RNA, 5856 nt
Organism: Nycticebus coucang (slow loris)
Lineage: Eukaryota; Metazoa; Chordata; Mammalia; Primates; Lorisidae
Gene: SERTAD2
Product: SERTA domain containing 2
Exons: 2
Coding region: 611-1555 (314 amino acids)
Cellular component (GO): nucleus
Molecular function (GO): transcription regulator activity
Source: RefSeq, a predicted model, not a curated record